Messenger RNA from Amoebophrya sp. A120, 1743 nucleotides. The record is from the annotation of a GenBank genome assembly. Lineage: Eukaryota; Dinophyceae; Syndiniales; Amoebophryaceae.
GCCAAGUUGAACCUGCAGUUCCUAUUUUUCCCUACCAGUACGCCACCCACUAGACUGCUCUGUUUGAUCAGAUAAGCCCAAGAAGAACAUUUUCUUUGCCAUACGACGCAGUUUUCUGAAGCACUAGAAGACGAAUACACAAAGACUUCGUCACAACUUUGUACGCGUUUAGCAUAAUCACUCAGCAGUACUGGAUCUGGAUCCGACAAAGAUAUAAACAUGGCGAUCAACCUGGACAAGGCGUCCCAGCUGUACGCGCAGUCGAUGGAGCUGCCCAUCCCACUCAACACCGCCGCCACGAACGUGAUCGACCACGUCGACCAACUGAAAAUCAGCAAGGUCCAGCAAAUCUCCACGAAGCAGCCCAACCCCUCCCUGGUCCACCUGACCAAGGUUCCCUUCGAGAACUGGCAGGCGUGGCGGGAGAAAAACCACGACGACCGAGUAUUACAAUGAAAAAUGCCCCCACCCCAGAACUUGGCAAGUUUGUCUUGCAAACCUUUCCACUAGAAACAUUCCCCGUCUUGCAUAUAUCAGCAUCACAAAUUUUAAAUGCGGAACAUCUAAAAUUUGUGUUGCGCAAGAGCCCAGCAACAGCCGGGCCUGUCAUAUGAAAGACGCCUUACUCGCCUAUAUUCUGCAUCAGAAAGAUUCAUAGUCCUUUCAUGCAAGACAAAAAGUCUUCAUUUGGAGACUUUGCAUCGCAAAUUUUUGAAGCAUUCGGGGUGGGGGCAUUUUUUCUUUUGAUACCGAAAAAUCCGGUUUUUCAUCCGGUCCGUGAUGGGCCGGUGCGUGCCGAUCGAGUGCGAGCCGUGGAAAACCGUCGGGGACCUGAAACAACUGAUCUUUGAAGCGGAAGACAUCCCGAAGCACUUGAUCCGACUGCGGACAAAACAGGGGUUGGACCUGGAAAAAGACAACCACGUGCUGGACAAGGACUGCGGGUUUACCUUCGAGAAGGCAAAGGGGGACCCAAACAACGUCACGCUGCGCUGCAUCUGCAGGGAGAGCGUGAUGUGGAGGUGAGCACGGAGGUGUUGAAGCAGACGAGAGCGACCGAAAUAAGUUGUAGCAUUUUGAGACUUGAUGUUGUUGCAAAAGUUGUGACGUCGACUCGAUUUGCAACUUCUAGGACCCGUAGCACCAGCACAAAGUAGAAGGAUUAAAACGCUCUCCUGCCAGCACUCUGAAAUUCUCAAAAGCAUUCAGCGCCAGUGGUGUCACUUCUCUCUGUGAAAACGUCGACCACGAUGAAUGCGUUCAUCUUGAGGUUUUAGACGCUUCAAAAAAUGCACCUUUUUUGACACACAUCUCCGGGCGAUGGUCAACAUGAUAUAUAACUACGAAAAUGCAAUGUUAUCUAGACAUCAAGUAGCCCUUGUUGAUCUUUUUGAUGCCUACCCAAACUACGUGACCAGUGUCACCAGCAUACUGUCGCUAUAGCUUUUUUCAGCUGCUUUUGAAUAUCUCUACCACGUCCUGUCUGGAUAAAAGCCGAGUGAUCGAACAUGAUCGGCUUCUCGGGGCAGCCAAAAGCGGCUUCUCGUCGUGGCUUGUUCCUCUCCUGACCAACGGUCGGGCGUUACUAGUACGAGAAAGGUGAUCCUAGUAAUUCAGCGUGCGUCGUUCUCACGUAAUAAGUACUACAAGUACGAGACAAUGCAAGUUCUAUGCGUCGGGUGAAGUUUACUCGGCACACCGCUGUACUGGUGGUUGUGGUGGAGCUCAGCCACUAUGAACGAC